UAACUCGCGGUGAGCCGCCUUUCUUGGCUCCUAGAUUUCUCUGCUCGGCACUCCUCUCCUUCUGUCGAUCAGUCAUCUAUCCAAGUAGACCUCCGAACCUGGACGUUUUGCGAGCCCGCAAAUAUGUCCCAUAACGAUCUCGACUACGCUGGCCGGCGGCUUCAACUGCUCGGGACCCGGGUCGUCGAGCCUGAACUGUCCGGAUCCGGGCACCGAGUUCUAACCUUUCAUCCUCAUCAACAUCAUCACCGCCGUACUCAUUCCCAUGAUGAUACGGAAGAUACCUAUCCCGAAAAGGGACCAUCAGAUACCCCCAAAUUUCAUAAGUCUCAUUCUGCUUCGAAUUUUGAGCUGUUCUACGACUUGUGGUUCGUAGCCAACUUGAAUGUCUUCACCACUGUGCACGAAAUUUCCGAUUUUUCAAACUUCGUCUCAUUUAUUGGAUAUAUGGUUCUCCUAUGGACAACAUGGGUGAUGACUACCCUUUACGACGUGCGCUUCACGGCUGACAGCGUAUUCGAACGUGUUUGCAAAGCCAUUCACUUGGGUGUUAUGAUAGGAUUUUCUGAGAUCGGGACCAAUUUCGAUCCAAACGACCAAAUCGUAUCGGUGUUUAGGACCAUGUCUCUAUUCCUCGCGGUUUCUCGAUUCGUUCUUUUCAUUCAAUAUGGGGUAGUUCUUAUUCAAAUCCGCAAAUAUUCUCAUGGGAAACGUCCUAUGCUCGCUACGGCCCUCCUUCACCUUUGCGCAUCGGCGAUCUACUUUGGUGUUUCAUUUAGGUACAAUCUGGGCAAGUCAAGCAAGGUUUACCUUGUCUGGUACAUUGGAGGCGUCGUCGAGGCAUUAUUGCACCUGUCAUUAUCUCAAGUGUCUCAUGUUUUGACAUUCCUUGGUACGCACUUGGGCGAGCGUAUGAACCUCCUUACGCUUGUUAUUCUCGGAGAAGGUUGUAUUAUUCUCGCGAAGAGCAUUACACUCCUAGUGAAGGACACUUUUCUUAAAGAUGCUACGUAUACAUUAUGGAGUCCUGCUCUCAUCGGCCUUGUCACUGCGGGCACUGCUUUGAUAUACAUUAUCUUCCAACUAUACUUUGACUGGAUGCAUGAAGAACAUUCGAUGUCUAAGAGACAUCAAGUGUGGUGGACUGCAUUGCAUUUGCCUUUCCAUAUUGCACUUGUCCUCCUUCUUGAGGCUGCGAGCCAGUUUGUUGUCUGGGCUCGUAUUAUCGAAAGUGCCAAUGCAGCUGUGAAGAAGAUAAACGACGCACUAGAGGGGCUUGAGAAGCCGUAUGAAUCAGAAGAACUCUCUGAAACUUUGGCGGGCGUGAUUGAACCAUUCUUGGAGAAAUACCAGCCCCUCGACGCCAUUGAUACGUGGAAGUCCGUAAACGAAACGCUAGCUGACAUUGCCGACAUCCCCAACUCAUUAUGGGAGUCAACUCCCGACGAUGAUGAUCCCAUAUAUGUCCGGUUCCAAACCGACCUGAAUGAGUUAGCUUACGCGAUGCUGAACGCCGUUUACAAUGCUUUCGGCAUUGAGGCACCUGAAGAAGAGGAUAUCCCCAAGGAUCGAUUUUGGCAGAGCGAGGCAGUGAUAGAAAUUGCCAAGAGGUUUAUUCUAGUUUUUAUCUACGGGUUCGCAUGCGCCGGUAUUGUCUUGCUCUUCUUGACUAUUAUGCAUAUCAUCUCUAAGCGAAGGGGAUGGUCACCAUUCAAUAUCUUCCGAACCGCGAUCUGUAUUGCGCUCUCCAUAGUCCUAGCGCUCCUUUCUACUUUUGCGGCCAACGAGGAAGCGGUCAUCAACAAGGAACGUAAAACAGCCUUCGUUGGGAGCUCCUGGAUGUUGCCUACGAUUGUGAUCAGUUAUUUCCUUGUCCUUGUCAUGACUCACUUGCCGCACCCCAAAUUCUGCAUGGGUAAUUUCAAACGAGGGACAUACAAGGAAGUCGGGUUACCGCCCUACCACGAGAAUCACGCCUUGACGAGUAUGCCAAAGAAAAACUACCACCCUGCCGACUAUGAGGAUAGGCGAACUGGGUACUCGUCCGCCGACCAGGGUACAGUGUCGCCUCCGACACCAAGAUACGAUGACCGUAAACCGAGACCUCACACAGGUGAUUCGCGGCGAUCAAGGCGUAGCCAUGAAAGGCGCGUGCGCGAUAAUCGUUCUCGCGAACGAAGGCAGAGGCGCAUGUCAGGGGGUAUGGACGGUUAUAUGUAAUGAAAUUGGUUAUCCCUAGAUUCGACCGAGAUGGCUAUUUUCGAUGGAUGAUAUGGCUGAUGGUUAAAUUGUUUUGAUUUGAAGGUUUUAUAAGAAACUCUGAGUUUUUAGAUCAUCAUAAUCUCUUCUGGAUGAUCUCAUCAUAAGCAUGGUGUUAAGGGCAUAAAGGGAUAGCAGAAAUUUGGUUCAUGAUAAAGAUAUUAUACAAUGUAGCAAUACCUGGCUCUUAGAUCAAUGGAUGCAUAUUCAAACAGUCCCCGAGUACUUGCAAAGGUACACUC
Molecule: messenger RNA, 2501 nt
Organism: Hypoxylon trugodes
Lineage: Eukaryota; Fungi; Ascomycota; Sordariomycetes; Xylariales; Hypoxylaceae
Exons: 9
Coding region: 124-2220 (698 amino acids)
Source: RefSeq, a predicted model, not a curated record